Molecule: messenger RNA, 3159 nt
Organism: Platichthys flesus (European flounder)
Lineage: Eukaryota; Metazoa; Chordata; Actinopteri; Pleuronectiformes; Pleuronectidae
Product: transcription termination factor 1-like
Exons: 11
Coding region: 218-1990 (590 amino acids)
Source: RefSeq, a predicted model, not a curated record
AAGAAGAAGAAGAAGAAGAAGAAGAAGAAGAAGCUCGCGCAUGCGCUGUUGUUAAACCGGAAGUAAACAAGUAACUGGGCGUCUGCACGUGUAUCAGCGGGACGAGAGAGACGGUGAAUCCAAAACCAGAGUCCGAGUGAGUCCGGCUACAAGCAACAAAUUGAUCUGUGACUCAUCAUCAUAAGCCAUACCUCCUAUCAUCCUCUCUCCAUCCAUCAUGAACUCAUCCCUCCAGGGGAAGAAGAGGUCAUCACAGAGUCUGGAGGAACUUCCUGUUCCUCUCGACAUCCACACACCUGAGAGAAGAGUGAAGAAGAAGAAAGGUAACAGACAAAAGGAGGAAGAGGAUGUUGGUCUUUGUCCUCCAUCUGAUGGAGAGAUGGAAAUAAAGAAGAAGAAGAAGACAAAGGUGGAGGUGGAGGUUGGUCUUCCUCGUGCUGAUGAAGAGAUGAACAGCGAGAUGGAGAUAAAAAAGAAAAAGAAGAAGAAAAGGACAAGAGUGGAGGAAGAGGAGGUUGGUCGUCCUCAAGCUGAUGGAGAAAUGGACAGGGAGAUGGAGAUAAAAAAGAAGAAGAAGAAGAAGAAAAGGACAAGAGUGAAGGAAGAGGAGGUUGGUCUUCCUCCUGCUGAUGGAGAGAUAAACAGUGAGAGUGAUAGGAAGAAGAGAAAGGAGGAUGAGGAGAUCUCUGUUGAAAACUGUGAAACACAGAAUAAGAAAGAAAAGAGACCAAGUGAGGCCAUCGCCAUCAUGACCACCCCCCCCAGCAACACAGAGACAAACUACGCUGUUAGGGAAGAGAAGAAGAGUUUAACAAAAAGAGCUGGAGAUGAAGAUCUGCUGGACACUGCGUUGGUGGAGGAGCUUCAGGAGUUUGUUCCAGAUGUCAAAAAUAAAUCAGUCGAUCAGAUAAAGAAGCUGCUGAGAUACGACCUGGAACGCUUCAGGAACUUCAAACGACUAGGUGUGACGCUGCGUCGGGGGAGGUGCUCUCAGGAGGAGAAUCAGGGAAUCAGACAGAAUGUGUCCGACUUCCUGGCUCUGACGGGCAUCGGCUCAGCCAUACAGCUUCUGUUUCCUCAGAGGUGUAAAGAGGAGGAAGUGCAGAUCAGGAGGCUGAGGGCACGACAUCACUUCCUGGAGAAGAUCGCUGAGGGGAUCCCUCGGACAUGUCAACAAGUUUGCACCAGAGCCAAGAAGAUUUUUGAUGAUAGGAAUCAUAUGGGAAGGUUCUCGGAGCGGGAAGUGAGGUCUCUGAUCAAGUUACAGAACCUUCAUGGAAAUGACUGGAAGACGAUUGCUGGGAAGAUGGGCCGCAGCGUGUACGCUCUGGAGAAACGCUUCGCCAACAUCGCUGCAGGUCAUGGGUUGUGGAGUGAAGAUGAAGAGUCGAGGUUGAAGUCUGCUCUGAAGGCUCACCUGGAGGUCAUGGUCCAGCAGAGUCCUGGUGCUGGUCUGAGCAGAGACCAGCUGUUCAACAACCUGCCGUGGAAGGACAUCAGUCAGCAGGUUGGAACCAGGUCUUGGAGCCAGUGUCGCCUCAAGUGGUUCAGCAUGUUGAAGUUUAAACUGUCUCCAGGUGUCAGAAUCUUCAACAGAGGAGCGAAAGGCUUUCAGGCUAAAAUCCAUCUCAUUAACACAUUGUACAACAUGCGUGUUGAAGACUCUGCAGACAUCGACUGGGACGAGGUGGCUCAGAAUGUUGGUGACGUGACUACUGUGUGUGUACAGAAGACUUUUCACAGACUGAAAGUCUCCAGAGUUCCCAACUGGACCAGUUUACCAUACGGAGACAUCAUUGACUUCCUGUAUCAGAGGGAACUCCCCGACCUGAAGGAGAAACUGAAGAAGUGCAUAAGAGAACAGGAGGAGCAGGAUCAGGAGGAGAAAAUGUACCAGCUGUGUGACAUCAUCACCUCUCAGGACGACGACUAUGAGGAGGUGAACAACAGUGAGGUGAAUUCGAGUCGUUCAGGACACAGACGGAUGUGAAGUCAGCAGCCGGCGACAUAAGAAACAGGCCCCGCCCACUAGGCAGGACUUCCUGUCAGACUGAAACAUUAUAGCUGUGUCUAAAUUCAGAGGCCAUCUCCUUUGGCGUGGGGCUGCAGUUCUACAGGAAGGCUGAACUGAAAUGAGACGUCCUGUUCGACGGAGGAUUAAUGAACUAGCCUAACAACUACUCACAAUAAGUGCAUCAGCCAUGAGGGAACAAACCAGAACAACAACAAUAAAGAAAGUACAACUUCUUCAGAAAGCUGAACUACAAAGUGCUGUAAGGAAGUGACAUUUAAGUGUUACAACAUUUUUUGUUUAACAUUUUAUUAAAGGAAUAAGAUAAACCCAAGUGAUAUUUUCUUUUCUCUGAAAUCUAUCAAUUUUAGUGUCUGCCCUCAAAUUCUUGAUUUGGUCGCAGACACUUCUUAACAUUAGCUGCAUGUUAACAACAUUUAAGCUGCGCAUAAGCUACAUGCUAGUUACUGUUGGAGAAGAAAUCCCUGGACACACCUCAUUUGACAAAGCAGAUUUUCAGAAUCAAGUGAUCCUUAAGAUUUCUUCUCAGUCACCGCGAUCUGGAAUAAUCUUCAGUCGCCAGUUUAGAACAUCUACCAGCAGUGAAGGCACCUGGUUCCACUGGCUGAGCAGAGAAUCUCCUGUUGCGUUGUUUAUAUGAAAAACUAACUUUGGAGCAUCUAACAUUCGUGUGAAACUGCUCUUUACAUCGCUGUUCUUCAUCUGCUGUAUUUCCUGUUACUAACCAACCAACUGCAGAGAAGACAAUAUAUUUCCCAGUGUACUUAACUGGGGCAUAAUCUAUUGUUUAAAAUCGUCAAAGGUUAAGCACAAGUACCUAUUGUGAAAAAUUUAAAUAAUUGUGACAAUGUAGUUUAAACUAUCCCAAUUGCAAAAUGUUUUACAUCAUAAGAUUUGAAAUUUGAUUGAAAGAUAAGAGAAUCCUUUAUUAGUCCCACUUGGGAACUUAGUAACAUUACAGCAGAACGAGUCAGUGAGUAAUUGGUAGCAUGCACUAUAUGGUUUGUACUAGGGAUGCACCGAUAUGAACAUUUUUGGCCGAUACUGAUGUUUGUUUAUUUUGUUUCUGUUGUUAAUCAUUCACCCUUUUGUGCCAGGAAAAUAAUUAAAUCAUUAUUUAAAAAGCA